AUGCAUGGACUCAUUUUAAAAGAUCCCAUACCUGUGUGUCUUCUGAAAUUUAGUCCAUCAACGCGUUUGUUAAUAGUAAUUUUUGGUGCUGUGCUUAUACAUCUAUCUCUGGGAACAUAUCAUACUUUCGGAAAUAUGUUGCCAUAUAUGGCAUCAUACAUGCAUAAUAAUACAGAUCCGACAAUCAAUCAUGAAAUGUUGGUUUGGAUACCUACUUUUCAGGGUUGUUUUCCUUUCGCGAUGAUCAUUGGCGGUUUCAUGUAUUCUAAAUUGGGCUUGAGGCUUUCCGCAUCACUAGGAUGUACCAUCAUGACUACUGGUGUUUUUCUGUCCUACUGGACGAUCAGAAGAUCAUUUGCAUCAUUUCUAAUAACGUAUGGGAUAAUGUUUGGAUUUGGACAAGGAAUAGCUUAUGUUCUUACCAUUUCGUGUGUCAUCAAUUGGGCCCCAAAAGAUGUUGGAUGUGUGAGUGGUAUUGUAGCAGCUGGUUUCGGUAUCAGUCCAUCUAUAUUCGCUCCACUUCAGACCAUUUACCUCAAUCCUUUAAAUCAUAAACCGACUGUAUUUGCUUAUUUCACAGACAGAGAUAUCACUGAUCGAGUACCAUCCAUAUUUUAUACUUCUGCAAUAGUCUAUGGAAUUAUGCAGGCCAUUGGCCUAAUAGUUAUUUGUGAUCCCGUUGAUGUGGAUAAACAAUCGGAAACAUACCAAAUGCAAAUUUCAACUUCAAUAUGGAAGUGGUUUAAUGUUUCCGAAAGUAAACAUACUUCGUUUUGUACGAAACAAUACGCUUAUUCGAGAUUGCGGACUUGCAGUCAGGAAUCCAUAAGGGAAUCUUUGGAAGAAGUGUCAAAUUCAUCCCAGGAACAGAUAUCUUUGAGUCCAUUACAAAUGCUGCAAACUUCGACCUUUUAUUGGUUAUUUUGUGCUCUCUUCUGUUGUUCAUUUUAUGGAAACAUGUUUUACAAUCUCUAUAAGGCAUUCGGGGAAACAUUCAUUGAUGAUGAUAUGUUUAUAGCUUAUGCAUUCAGCAUAGCUUCAAUAUUCAAUGCUUUGGCUCGAAUAGGAUGGGGUGUUUUAGCCGAUCGUACCAGUUUUCAGGUAUCAUUGUCAACUGCAACUUUUCUGGCAACUGUUUUAUUGCUAACAAUGCCACUUACUCCAUUUGGUGGAAAAUGGAUCUAUUUUAUCUGGAUGAAUCUCAUGUUUACAUGUCUAGCAGCUACUCAUGCUCUUUUUAUAACUGCAUCUGUUAAAUGCUUUGGAUCCGAUCACAAAUCAGCUAAUUAUGGAUGUUUAAUUCUCUCUACCACACUGAGCGCAGUACUCUUAGCAAUCGGUUGUGAAUAUGUUUUAACAGUCGUUGGAUAUACAUUUUCCUUCCUUAUUACGGCUGUUUUGGGUUUUAUUGCAUUUCUUUUGGCAAUUACGAUGCAACGCACCACAAGAGGUCACUUCAUUACCUGA
Molecule: messenger RNA, 1467 nt
Organism: Cercopithifilaria johnstoni
Lineage: Eukaryota; Metazoa; Nematoda; Chromadorea; Rhabditida; Onchocercidae
Source: the annotation of a GenBank genome assembly